GAGGGGCAUGCAGGACUGGAAAGGAGCGGUGUCUGCACAAACAUCUGCUUUUUAUGAAACGGGAGCUUCGCACUGAACAUAGAGAAACUGAAACAAAAAAAUAUCGAUCCAUUCACAUUAGUUUCAAUGCGAUACCAGCACCAACAUUGGUAUUGAUACUAUUGAUAAUUGGAUGGACCCGCCCACCCGUAAUGCGGAGUGCAGACAAGGUGGAAGCUGAAGAUCCGAUGAAUGCGGUAGGCGAAGCUCUGAAAUGUCACACGAUGACCGUGAGACACACGAUCCGCCCUUAACAGAUGUCAUUUCACUGCACCGUUUAGAAGAAACUUGAGAGUCUUACCAGUUCGUCUCGUGGCACAUUUUGCACGACCUCAGCCUGGGCUGACAGCACCAUCAAGAGAACUUCGAGACGCGGGGGGAAACCGGCAAGCAGGAGAAGCCAUGGACUUGAUAAUCUGGUUGAAGGGAUCCAAUCCUCUCCUGCUGCCCCUUCUGCUCUUAUCUUUAGUGGGCAGCAUUCAUGCCGAGCUCCCCUAUCCUCCUACCGCCACCCCGCUGUUUGAGGGAUACCCUUACGGCGUCAUAUGGAACAUGCCAACUCCUGUUUGCAAGCAGAACAACAUCCCGCUGGACACCUCGCCGUUCCAGGCCGUUACCACCCCAGAGGCUGUUCCUGACCAGUUCCUCUUCCUGUUCUACACCGACCGUCUGGGGUUGUACCCAUUUGUGGAUUAUGCCACCAAUAAGGAGAUCAAUGGAGGCAUCCCACAAAAGGGCAACCUGACAGCCAGCUUGGAUAUCGCCCAGUUGGACGUUGCCCACUAUAUGCCUUCAGAAACCUCCACUGGUCUGGCUGUCAUUGACUGGGAGGCCUGGCGCCCCCUGUGGGACGGGAAUUUGCAUUCUAAGACUAUCUACCGCACGUUGUCUAUUGACUAUGCCCGACAACUUGACCCCUCACUUUCUCCAUCUCAAGCCGAGCCUGUGGCCAAGGAGCAGUUCCAGACAGCUGCUAGAAACUUCAUGGAGGACACAAUGAGUCUAGGGAUCAGUAUGAGGCCCAGUUACCUCUGGGGCUUCUAUCUCUUCCCUAAAUGUUACAAUGAUAUGUGGGAAGAGGCUGAAUACACAGGUAUGUGCCCAACAUGGGCACAGGCAGAGAACGACCAGCUCCUGUGGCUGUGGCAGACGAGCACGGCCCUCUACCCAUCCGUCUACCUAGCGACCAGUCUGGCUAACACCCACAAGGCCGCUCUGUACGUCCGUAACCAAGUUCAUGAGGCCAUGAGGGUGGCCAGCCAGCCUAAGCACCCCUUCAAUGUCCCCAUCUACGUCUACACCCGUCCUGUCUUUACUGACCAAACCAACAAAUUCUUGAGUGUGGAGGACCUGGUCCACACCCUGGGGGAGAAUGCAGCUGUAGGGGCCUCGGGUUCAGUGCUCUGGGGGGGCACUACGGACUUUGAAGACAAGGCGUCAUGUGAGGCCUUAUCCUCCUACCUGACCUCCACCCUGAACCUCUACAUCACCAAUGUGACGGCAGCUUCCAGGCUCUGCAGCGAGUCACUCUGCCAGGGUAACGGCCGCUGCAUCCGGAAGGACUACAACUCUGACGUCUACUUGCACCUGAAUCCUGCUAGCUUCUCUGUCCAAAAAUCCAACGGGAAGUACGUGGCGGUGGGCAUUCCCACCCUCUCUGACCUCACCUACUUCUCCGAUCACUUCACCUGCCAGUGCUACGCUGGGCUGAGCUGCUCGCCCCGGAUAGCGAGUGAGCUCCCCAACACACCCGUGACCAUUCCUGUGUAACACAGCCCUUCAAUACGCUAUAGGCUGACUACCCUUUAAAAAUGUUUAAUCAUCUUGCUGAUUCAUUUAUUCAUUUCCUGUUUUGUGAAACUUUUGUUUUCUCUUUUGAAAGUUAAGUUUGGAAUUGGGGGAGGCCAGAUUCAGUGGGGUGAAGGCUUGCGCUGUGCCCUCCCCAGGUACUAGUCAUGCCCUUCAGUCCUCCAUCUAAGGAUGCCUAAAACAUUUAUUUGCAUUUAAAUCUUUUGGUAACUAAUCAUUCAGUCCAGCUCUUCAUUUUUUCCCCCCAAUUGGUUUCUGAUUGGCUGGUUGGGAAGCAUAAAAUUCAGGAACAAGCCAAUUGUCACUGUCACUCUAUGUGCACUGCCCCCGUGCUUGUGAACGUGUCUCUUGUCAAGUGCUUCUGAAGUAAUUAGCUUGGUUACUCAAGAAGAAGUCUAGCUCCAUCUAUAGCUUAGUCUGAUUUUGUCAUAAUCCAUCUUUUGGUUCAUUGUUUUUAUUUGAACCAUUUCAGUUUUUAAUAUAUAUUUUUUGUAUUUUAAUAUAACACACAAAGAUGUUUUUAUUUGAUUUAUCGAACAUGAACAAGGCUGUAGAAUCGUAUUAGAUACACUCCACAAAAGAGAAAGUUAAAAUGAUCAAAAAAAAGUUCAGCGAUGUUGUCACAGAUUGGAUCGUGGACAAGUGACCACAUUUUAUGUUUAUAAAAUGUUGGCGAAUUACUAUUAUGUUGUGAACAUAAUUAUGAUGUUGUUGCAGAUAACUUAUGAGUUUAAUUUAGCUGUUUUCCUCCCAACCUUAAGGAAAGUUGUUUAAUAUAGAUUUUGACCAGAAUCGUCCAGCUUUGUCUCAGUAUAUUAAACAUCCUUCUUGUUGUCUUUGUAAAACUUAGAUGUUACCAUUACAAUUGUGUGAUGUUGUAAUGAAAUGGAUAUUUUUCAUCUUUGUUGGUUUUAUGAAUAAAUUUGAAUAAAAUUGUAAUUUUGAAUA
Messenger RNA from Brienomyrus brachyistius, 2796 nucleotides. Its product is annotated as hyaluronidase-5-like. Gene Ontology annotation, molecular function: hyalurononglucosaminidase activity. Gene Ontology annotation, biological process: carbohydrate metabolic process; hyaluronan catabolic process. The record is from RefSeq and is a predicted model, not a curated record. Bases 442 to 1809 code for a protein of 455 amino acids. NCBI's taxonomy places the organism in Eukaryota, Metazoa, Chordata, Actinopteri, Osteoglossiformes, Mormyridae. The transcript has 4 exons. Gene Ontology annotation, cellular component: acrosomal vesicle.